This is a messenger RNA of Pungitius pungitius (ninespine stickleback), 1006 nucleotides long. It is a transcript of the gene fibina, whose product is annotated as fin bud initiation factor a. The coding region runs from base 87 to 713 and encodes 208 amino acids. The transcript has a single exon. The record is from RefSeq and is a predicted model, not a curated record. Lineage: Eukaryota; Metazoa; Chordata; Actinopteri; Perciformes; Gasterosteidae.
GGGGUGAAAACUCUGCGCCGUAUUUAGCUGCCAGUGCAGAUGCCGUUCCUCAGAUAUAGAGAGAGAGAGAGGGGAGGAGGUGCACGAUGGAUCCCGUCCCGCUGCUGCUCCUCGUAGUCACAUCUGUGCCGCUGUGCGCGGCCGUCUACACGGGGCCCCUCCAACCGGAGAUCUCCAACGGCUCCUUCCACCACUUCUUCGUCCCGGACGGGGACUACGACGAGACCGAAGACCCGGAGGACUGCCAGAUGCUGUUCAGGUUCUCGGACGUGCAUCCCUGCGGCGCCUCCGAAGAGAGGGACUCCGUGGUGAGGGACGACUUCGUCCUCGCCAAGAUGCAGGCCGAGGACGCGGCGCGGCUGCUGGAAGGCGUCGGCCGCUCCGUGGCGCAGGACCUGGACGGAGAGGACAGCUACGGCAACCUCCUCCGGAGGGAGAUCUCGCAGAUCGGCGAGGCUUUCUCCAGCGUGGACAAGUCUCUGCUGGAGCUGGAGGGGAAGUUUAAACAAAGCCAAGAGACUGAGCUGAGAGAGGAGCAACAGUUGAGCGGCCACGUGACCAAGCAAGUGAGCGACAUGCAGGGGACUCUGAGGGAGGCUGCAGGCGUCUCUUUGGGACUGAAGGACAAGCAGGAGCUGCUUUCUCUCAUCGUCCGCAGUCACGGCAGCAGACUGAGCCGCCUGAAGACGGAGUACCUCAACGUCGGCUCAUAGUGGCCUAUUCAAAGUGUGUGUGUGUGUGUGUGUGUGAGCAACUGGAAGGGUCAUUGCGGGCUUAUGAAUAUCCUUCCUUGAGUAUAUCUGACCUUCGGCUCUCCCCAUUCUUUGGACAUGUGUCAUUAAAUCCAGACAUUCCUCUGAGACUGGGGGGGAUGGAGCCGUCUGUGCCACCUCAGAAGACGAGUUUUAAAUACAAGCUCUCAGCCUUUAAAUCAAUUUUAUGGCUAUAUAUGUUUUCUCUGUAUUGUUUAAAUUAAGUUGUUCAUUCAAUUGUGGGUCAUUAUUGA